AUGUUAAAGGAUUUGGUUGGCCCUGAAGUUUUUAGAACGUCGAUUGCUCGGUUUUUGAGGGAAAAUUCUUUUCAGUCAGUAGAUAGACGUUCACUUUGGACAGCCUUUCCAACCAAUGCAGAUCACGGAGCCGAUACAAUUCGAUUAAAAGAUGUAAUGGAAUCUUGGUUACUUAAUAAAGGAAUACCCGAGGUUGAAGUAAAAAGAAAUUACGAGGAUAAAUCUAUUAAAUUGGAACAACAACAAGCUGAUAAAAAUAGACAUUUAAUUUAUUUGGAUGAUGAUAAGAUGGGAAGAAUGCGUUUAAAUAAGAGAUUUAAGAGAAUGUGGCAGAUGGAAGAAGAGGAAGAAGAUGAAAUUAAAAAAGAUGAAGAUAUAAAUGGAAUAUUGCAUUGGAUGCUUGAUGGAUUAGAAGAGAAUAAUACUACAACAACAACAACAACAACAACAAGGGAAAUUAAAAGAAGAAAGGAAAACAACAAUAAAAACGUUCAUUUAACCACCAAAAAACGCCAACUCCGCGCAGAAAGAAAAAAAUUCCCAAAUUACAAUUUGUGGUCAAUACCUUUUAGUUAUUCUUUUGGUUCUGUUAAGUCUAAAAAUGGGCAAAUACUUAGGCAAUUUUGGUUAAUUAAUGAAACUAUUCGUUUUGUGGAUAUUGGUUUGAAUAAAGACCAGUAUUUGUUGGCUAAUCCUCAUUGGGUAUAUUCUUAUAGGGUUAAUUAUGAUAUUUUGAAUUGGAGAAUGAUUAUAACACAGGUAAUAUAA
Meloidogyne enterolobii is the source of this 768-nucleotide messenger RNA. The record is from the annotation of a GenBank genome assembly. Lineage: Eukaryota; Metazoa; Nematoda; Chromadorea; Rhabditida; Meloidogynidae.